UAGUGAAAAAAGAAAGCUUAUAAUAAUGCAUGGUACACAGAUGAGUAAUCAUCAUCAGCAGCAGUUGGGUGUAAACACGUGACGUCACACAGCUGACUAGGUGACACACGGACCAAACUUACAACCUCACCUCACCUCACCUCACCUCACAAUAAUCAUGCAUGGUCGGCUGAAGAUUAAGACAACAGCUGAGCAAGCAGCAGAGAAAAAGAAAGAGCGGGAAGAGAAACAAAAACUUUAUCUUGCGGGGUUAUCAAAGGUCUUUGAAAAGCGAGCCUCAGGGACCUAUGAUGAGGAGUGCCUCAAGACCACUGCACAACUGCUGGCUGCCAACCCUGAUGCUACUACACUUUGGAAUAUCCGUCGGGAGGCACUGCUGGCUGGGAAGAGUGAGGAUGAAGAGUCAUGGUCUGAGGUGUUACAGGGUGAGCUGAAGAUGAUAGUGGCUUGCCUUGGGAAGAACCAUAAGAGUUACGGUGCAUGGCACCAUCGCUGCUGGGUGAUGGAAAACUUCCCCAACCCACCCUGGGCUGCUGAGGUCAAGCUGUGUGAUAACUACCUCAAGCUGGAUGAGAGGAACUUCCAUUGCUGGGAUUACCGGAGGUUUGUGGUGGCUGGCAGUAAGCAGCAGCCUGAGGAUGAGCUGAAGGCUUCCCAGCAGCUGAUUGAACACAACUUGAGCAAUUAUUCAGCGUGGCACUACCGCUCUAAGCUUCUGCCCUUAGUCCAUCCUCCCCCAGCCACUUCACCACACCCUGUGGCAGAACAGGCCCUCAUCAAGGAGCUGCAAAUGGUGGUGGAGGCUGUAUUCACUGAUCCAUCAGACCAAAGUCCUUGGUUCUUUUUACGAUGGCUGGUUGGCAGGCAGGAGAAGGGACCCAGGCUGCUUCAGGUUGGAUACAUACACACACAGGGAGAGGCAGGGAAGUUGGUGUGUGUGUUCUCCCAGCCUGUGCCACAGAGUGCUGUGCCUGAGACAACAGUGGAUGGAGUGAAUGGUGGAGCCCCUCUGUGCUGGUGGGCCCCAGACAAGAGUGUAUACUCACGUGUCUGGGCUGCAGAUUUGUCCCUUCCUUUGGAUAAAGAACACAGUAUCAACCUGAGCCAAACUGGCCAGCCCACCAGAAGCCUCAUGGUGGGUCAAGGAGUGGCUCGAGCCUUGGAGUGGGUGGCAAACAUGGAGGUAUGUGGGGAGGAACUCUCAGACACCACUCGUUCCACGCUGGAAGAGGUGAAGGAGAACUGCACCACUCUUGAUGAGCUGGACCCUGACAACAAAUGGGUGAUGCUGACAUUAGUCCAUGUUCUGUGGGCACUGGACUCCCGGGCCCACUUGCCUGCCAUCUUACACUAUCUGGCCCAGCUGCAGACCCUUGAUCCUCUCCGCCACAACUACUAUGCUGACAUGAAGAGCAAACUGGUGAUGGAGACAGCCCUCAGAAAGCACAGAGUCACUGAAGUAGAUGGAGAUAAAUUUCAUGUGUGUGGACAAGACCUCACACGGGUUACCCACAGCCACCUGCUAGCAACCACGGAUUGUGUGGACCUUAGCAAUAACAGUUUGUCUUCUAUUUCCUCACUUUGUAACUUGAUUGCAUGUAAAGAGCUGACUUUAGACCAGAAUGAGAUCCAGAACCUGUCACCCCUGUCUGCCUUAGCUGCCUUACAGCAUCUCUCAGUGGCCAACAACAAAAUAGCAGACAUUAAGCAGUUGUCCUGUCUGCAGUCAUUGACAAACCUUAGACACCUCAACCUCAAGAAUAACCCUGUGUGUGAGAUGGAGGACAGUGAGACACGCAUCAGGGAACUCCUACCUGGCCUCCAGACACUCAUCUUGCGGUGAGAAAUACUUGGCCUUAUUGUUGUAUAUCCAUUCCCUCAUUUAGCAAGGGUUUCUAUUUCUAGAACUUGUUUGUUUGUUUGAAUUUUGUACUCUAUGUUAUACUAGUCUUUUUAUAACAUUUUUUGCAAGAAUGAUUUUUUUUUUUUUGGGGUGAGAUUGAGGGCUGCAAACAUCCUAACCUAGGAACCUUUUCUUGCCAUAGAACAAGAAAGAAGCAGAAGAGAUUUUGUUCUAUUCCUCUGAUCUGUUAUUGACUUCUCUGAUUCUUGAAUACCACCUUGUUUGGGUGGCACACAUUUUUUGCAUGCAAAUGUUUUGAGUGAAAUGGUAUUUAUAAUUGUCCAUUUUAAUUUCAAGAAACUCUCAUUAAGUGAGGUCAUGUUGUGCCUAUGAAGCAUGUAGUGAACUAAAUCCUGGAUGCCAGUAGCUAUUCUUGUUGUAUAAUAUUUAAGCCUUGUUAUUCCACAGUCUCGCACACUUGUGUUUUAUGCAAAUAUCAAGCACAGUUAAAUAUAAAAAAAUGGUAAAAAAAUAAAGGUUACUAUUAGUGUUACUGGAGUCAGCCAUUCUCAGAGCCACAUUUGAGCAAGUACACAUCAGUAGCUUGAGGUCUCCUGCUACAAAACAAGAGUGAGGACAUGAAACUGCUCUCCAAUGGUUUGGAUUGCCAGAAGCUAAUCAAAUGGGGAUUGCUGAGUAAUUCCAGUACCAAUAAGUUGCAUUUAUUGUAAUAUGGUAAUAAAGAUUCUGAGAAAUUA
Messenger RNA from Scylla paramamosain (green mud crab), 2601 nucleotides. It is a transcript of the gene RabGGTa, whose product is annotated as geranylgeranyl transferase type-2 subunit alpha-like. The transcript is spliced from 10 exons. NCBI's taxonomy places the organism in Eukaryota, Metazoa, Arthropoda, Malacostraca, Decapoda, Portunidae. Gene Ontology annotation, molecular function: Rab geranylgeranyltransferase activity; protein binding. Bases 158 to 1843 code for a protein of 561 amino acids. The record is from RefSeq and is a predicted model, not a curated record. Gene Ontology annotation, biological process: protein geranylgeranylation. Gene Ontology annotation, cellular component: Rab-protein geranylgeranyltransferase complex; cytoplasm.